Molecule: messenger RNA, 3432 nt
Organism: Ylistrum balloti
Lineage: Eukaryota; Metazoa; Mollusca; Bivalvia; Pectinida; Pectinidae
Product: ras GTPase-activating protein 1-like
Exons: 24
Coding region: 1-2721 (906 amino acids)
Biological process (GO): regulation of GTPase activity
Molecular function (GO): protein binding
Source: RefSeq, a predicted model, not a curated record
AUGGCCGACCACAACAAGUCGGGUGCCUGGAGUCCAACGUCGCCGGGAGGAACGACGGAUGAUAGCACAACAAUGGAGAUUGGAGAUGAAGAUGACCCCCUCUCUGAAACGCAAGAAUGUGUGGAGGAAACGGUGGUCAUUCCGUUGACCGCACCGCCCGAAAACCAGUGGUAUCAUGGAAGACUAGGACGCCAGACAGCAGAGGAACGUCUACGGUCAGCAGGCGAGAUUGGUAGCUACCUUGUUAGGGAGAGCGAGAGUAAAUCAGGUUCCUAUGUUCUGUCUUACCUAGGGAAGAAUGGACUCACCCACUUCAGGAUAUCUGCAAUCUGUGGUGAUUACUACAUUGGAGGUCGGAGAUUUGAGACAUUGUGCCUCUUAGUUGGGUACUACACCUCAGAAUCCUAUCUCCUAAAGGAAGAACAAUUAAAACUGCCUGUCCCUCCCCCAGAGCCAGUAGAUGAUCGCAGGCGUGUGAUAGCACAUCUUCCUUUCUCUAAAAUGCCAGAAACAGAUGAGCUAAGCUUUGAGAAAGGAGAUGUGUUCGUUGUGCUGAAUGAGAUGGGAGAUGGUUGGCUGUGGGUGAUAGCUCAGAGGACCAAUAAGGAAGGACAAAUACAUGAGGCGCUAGUGGAGGACUUGAAUGGGACUAUAGAUCCUGAUGAAACAUUGCCAUAUUUUUAUCCUGGAAUAACAAAGGAAGAUGCAGUGGAGAAACUCCGUGAAGCUGGCCAAGGAAGCUUCCUGGUGCGUCCAAGUGAAAAUUCUCCUGGAAACUAUUCCUUGUUUGUCCUUUGUGACAAGACUGUUCAGAGAUUCCGCAUUGAGAAGGAAGGAAGACAACUGUUUAUGGGAGGACGCUACUUUGAUGGGCUGGAAGCAAUCAUUGACAGAUACAAGAAGGAAGAGAUUGUAGAGAGCUUCACCUUGGUGACGCCCGUCUGUAAGGGGUCGACUGAACACUUAUACGAUUCUAUCAGACAAAGCUCACGUGGACCUAUCACUGGACGGGGACAGAAAUUGGACAUGCAGGGCUACCUCUUCAUAAAAAAGAGUCAAAAAGUGAAGAAGUGGAAAAGCAUGUUCUUUGUUUUACUUGGUCAUGAUCGGCAGCUCUGCUUCAUGGAAAAUGAAAAGAGAUCCAAGCCAAAGGGACUUAUAGACCUGACAUACAGUUCAUUCUACCCGGUCCAUGACAGCUUUUUUGGGAGGCCAAACUGUUUCCAACUCAUUACUAUAGCCAGUGCAACUAAUCACUACCAGAUAUAUUACCUGUGUGCGGAGAACAGCGACUUUGCACAGACAUGGAUAAAAGUGCUGAAACCCUACUGUGUUAAUACACAACCCACACGGUCACAGUCACGCUCCUUAAAGGAGUUACGUACCUUGACAGUGGAGGUGUGUGAUGCGCGCGGUAUACCCACUAAGACACUGCCUCACCCCUACUGUGUGGUUUCUCUGAACAAUGUACGUGUGUGUCGUACACAGGUGGAGGAAGGCACCAACCCUAUGUGGGACGACAAGUUUAUCCUGGAUGAUAUUCCAUGUGACAUAGAAGAUUUCAGCAUAACUAUCUGCAAUCACAGCCGUCGAACGAAAGAUCAGGAUAUUGCCAACAUAACAAUCCCAGUGUUAGAUGUAAAAGACACAGACUGUUAUGACAAGUGGCACACAUUACAAGCCCUGAACCCUACCAUGCGUGGUGAAACUGGCUCCUUACGUAUCCGUGCACGCUACCUACACGAGAUCAUAAUGCCAGAGGAGAAGUACUCAACGCUCAAAGAGCUCAUCUUGAAUGGUGACCUGAGUAAUAUCCUCGAGCUGUUUAAUCUCUGUGGCAAUGACCGAAUUCCUGUGGCAAAAGCUCUGCUUCAAAUUUUUCGCCACGAAAAACAGGAGAAGGUGAUUUUGAAAACAAUGAAUGACUUCGAAAUUGCAAGGGAAGAGGAAGUAUCAACACUUUUCCGGUCAACGUCACUAGCGACCACAUUGAUGGACCAGUACAUGAAGAUGACAGCCACACAGUUUGUGAGCAACGCCCUGAAGGACAGUAUACUAAGGAUUCUUGACAGUAAACAGUCAUGUGAGUUGAAUCCACAACUUUUAGAAAGUGGAGCUGACAUAGCUGCUAACAGAGAGAAUUUUCUCCAUCACCUUAACGAUGUAACAGAGUCAAUAAUUAAAGCUAUCACCAGCUGUCCUGUGGUGCUGAGAUUUAUAUGUGGCUGUUUACAAAGAAGCGUGGCAGCUAAAUGGAUAAACGACGAGAGUGUGAGAACGCGGGUUGUCAGUGGGUUUAUAUUUCUACGAUUGCUCUGUCCAGCUAUCAUAAACCCCAAGUCCUUCAACCUUAUAUCAGAAACUCCAACAGAAAUGGCCUCAAGGACAUUAAAACUAGUUGCCAAGGCACUUCAGAAUCUAGCCAAUCUUGUCGAGUUUGGUGCAAAGGAAUCAUUCAUGGAAGUCAUUAACCCAUUCAUCAAAAGAAACAAGGAGAGAAUGGUGGUGUUCUUGGAUGAGUUAUCAAAUAUGUCUGAAGUGGACACAAGUCGUCUUCAAGUGAACGUCAAUGAUGUGGCCAGAAAUCUUGCCACCAUUCAUCAGAUCUGUGCCUCGCAUCUGUCAGAACUCAGGAAACUCAGCGAGUCAAAGAUAUCUCUGAGAAAGCUGGUGGCAGUCGCAGAAAUCUUAUCCGACCACAAAAAGCGCUACAUGACAUGACACCUGUCCUCCUUCUCAUCAUCAUUAUCACACGUUUCAAGUUGGCUAGGGACUGGUUCUCCCAUCUUGAUAUUCAUUUUCAUUCACGUCGCCAUUUCUUGUUGUCAACUCCUUCUUGUGGCUAUCGAAUGAUACAGCUGGUCAAGAAGCUGAAUUUCAUAAUAAAUGACGGGAGACUAUAAAUAGAUUUUAUAGGACGUAAAAAACAGAAAUUUCAUUAUAUCCGUAGAUAUUGAAACUGUGAAAUGAAAGGUGGUUGAAUCAAUUAUUUAUUUUAAAAUUUCUUGCAUUAGUCCACCUAUAAUGUUCUCCAGAUAUAAUGAAAGUUUUACUUUCUAAAAAAAAAUGUCAGCAGAUAUGAGAACAAAGCAACAUUACAGUGGAAUGUGCAUCAUUGUAACGAAGUGGAUAACAUAGCAUAAUUCCAUGAAGUGGAUUGUGUUGCAGUGUGGCCAGUCAGAUAUGGGUGCUGUGUAACGAUGACAUUGACAGUAUUGGACAAAAGUUCCUGACCAAUGUGAUCCAUUCAUCGAUUGUAGCCAUGACCUUAAUGGCUGUCUAUUAUUAAACAUGAAGAUAAGCAUGGAUAACAAUAACAACAUAAUUUUUAGGAGACUUACAUAUAUAUUAUUUAUAACCUGGGGAUACAUAAAAAAUCUUAUUGGUUGACAUUAGAUGAAAAUAAACAAGUUUUGAAUCUGACCAAUGAGA